ACGGCCAGUAGCUUACCAGAAUAUCUGUUUGGAAUUGUUUUGUCGGUGCAUUGAGUUUAUUCAUAACAAAGAAGGAGAUCGUCAAGUAAAGACGAAUUGUAUCGUACAGAAUAUUUGUCUGUUUUGACAUAUAACAAUGGAGAUACGUGUUGUGCUUUUAUUGCUGAUCUUUAGUGGGAGUGUUUUUGGAAAAGUAGCUUGGAAUAAGAAAUAUGAUGAUAAUUAUAGUGAGAAUCCUAACGAAAUAAAAUGGAAGGAAUCCUCGGAUCCUGAUGAAGUGUAUAAGCGAGAAAAGCAAAAUGCCGAGGAUCUCAAUGAUCACGAGAAUAUAAAGAAUUAUGAUGAUAAUAAUUAUAGAAAGAAUUCUAACGAAAUAAAAUGGAAGGAAUCCUCGGAAAAUGAUAUACACCUAUAUCAUGAUAUAAUUCGCGAUGAUAAUAAUCAUAAGAAUAAGAAGAAUUCUAAGGAAAUGGAGAAAUGUUCGAAAUGCUCGAAUGACAGUGGUUCUAGCAUUAUAUUUAACAAACCUGGCAAAAUUGUUAAAGUAUAUACCAGUAUAUACCAGAAAAUAUUUUGGAUAAUCAUGAAAAAAAUAUGUUUCUUCAUAUCUAUUCCAUAUAAAAUUAAAAAAUGGAUAUUUUGUUUAUGGGUCAAAAUUAUUGUGAAAUAUAUAUCUAGUAUAAAAUUUAUCUAUUGUAAAUAUUUAUCUAUUAUAAAAAAGAUAUCUUGUUUAUUGAUCAGAUGUAUUGUGAAAUAUAUAUCUAUUAUAAAAUUUAUCUAUUAUAAAUAUUUAUCUAUUAUAAAAAAGAUAUUUUGUUGGAUCACAAAAAUUCCAUUUAUUUUAAAAAUGGGUUCCCACAAAAUUGUUUAAGGAAAAGAAGAUGAUUAACAUCCUCUACAAUGUGAUACCGAGUCAGUUGAGACAACCGCUUUCCAGGCUAAAUGACUUCCACUAUUAGCAUCGCAAUAUGUCGCUGCUUUACUAUGUAUAUCCAAUUGCGAUGAUUCUUAUCAUCGUUAAUCGAAAGAUAUGUCUCUUUGCGUUUAUGUUGAAUAUAUUAUAUAAAAUAUAUUAUAUGCUGGCACGCAUAUAUAUACCGAGACAAUUAUUUCGACAAUUAUAAUAAACGAACAGCAUGCAAAACAAA
This is a messenger RNA of Odontomachus brunneus, 1148 nucleotides long. RefSeq lists its product as uncharacterized. The record is from RefSeq and is a predicted model, not a curated record. The coding region runs from base 137 to 871 and encodes 244 amino acids. Lineage: Eukaryota; Metazoa; Arthropoda; Insecta; Hymenoptera; Formicidae. The transcript has 13 exons.